Messenger RNA from Mesocricetus auratus (golden hamster), 2151 nucleotides. Its product is annotated as dnaJ homolog subfamily B member 6-like. Gene Ontology annotation, molecular function: ATPase activator activity; Hsp70 protein binding. Gene Ontology annotation, biological process: protein refolding; positive regulation of proteasomal ubiquitin-dependent protein catabolic process. The transcript has 2 exons. The coding region runs from base 169 to 1017 and encodes 282 amino acids. Gene Ontology annotation, cellular component: cytosol; endoplasmic reticulum membrane. The record is from RefSeq and is a predicted model, not a curated record. NCBI's taxonomy places the organism in Eukaryota, Metazoa, Chordata, Mammalia, Rodentia, Cricetidae.
GCCACACCCUGAAGAGGAAUCUCUCCACCAGAAGCGGCUUCCCCCUGAGAACCAUGUGAAGAAAUUCAAAACUCUAAACUUUAAUGACUGCCCAUCUUCCUUUCUGAAGUUAUAUGGAAAUUCUUCAAAAAUCUCAACCCUUGGCGGGGCAAGGCUGUUUGAAGAAACAUGGUGAAUUAUUACCAAGUUCUAGGGGUGCCCCAGAAUGCUUCCUCCUCUGAUAUCAAGAGGGCUUUCCACCAGUUGGCUCUGCAAGUACACCCAGACAAGAACCCGGGAGACAAGGAUGCGGCAGAGGAGCAAUUCAAACAGGUCGUAGAAGCCUAUCACAUCUUAUCGGAUGCCAAGAAACGCAAGGACUAUGACAGGUCCCGAGGGAGCCGUACCAAAAGACAAAUCAGAGGUGAUGUCCGUACCGCAGGGGAAACCAGAGGCGCUGGCCGAACGACAGAGGAAACCAGCGGUGAUGACUGUGCCGCGUGGGAAACCAGAGGCGCUGGCCGAACGACAGAGGAAGCCAGCGGUGAUGACUGUGCCGCGUGGGAAACCAGAGGCGAUGGCCUGACCAAAGCGGAAACCAGAGGCAAUGCCAGAGACAAAACCCACUUGGAAGAAGAAAUGUGCUUUCAGAGGCCACGCCGUGCCUUCCCGAAGGACACUGACUAUGAAGACAUCUUUUCAGGAGACUGUUGGUUCACUAGUCCCAUGGCUCCAUCCAGAAGAGCGUCUUCCGCCUUCUUUAGCGUCACCCCCAUUAUGGACACAGGCUUUUCUACUUUUGUGUCCCUAGGGUCGAGAUUGGGUCCUGCUGCCUCUGAGACAUUCGUACCGUAUGUAAGCCAUGGAAUGGGAAAGUUCAGGCUGGUCACCACUUGUAGCCAGAUAGUGAAUGGUAAGAGAGUUGUCACAAAGAAAGUUGUAGAGAACAUGAGAGGACCAACGGAAGUGGGAAAUGGACACCUACUUCGCCAGAGCCCUUCACGCAGUUGGAAAUUGAUGGAAAAUCUCUGCUCUUGAUGACGAGAAAUGACGUGUUGACAGGACUUCAGUUAAAAUUGGGGCCUGCUCUGAAAAUCUAUGAGUAUCAUGUAAAACCUCUUCAGACCAAGCAUUUAAAGAACAGCUCUUCAUAGUAAAAAUGAAAUUGAGGUAUCAGUCCUCAAAACAAAAUACACAAUAAUGAAAUUUAGUUUCAUGUUGUGAAACUUCACGAGCAGAAUACUUACACGUGUAUAUGUAAUGACCUUUGAUCCAACAAAGUGUUAUCCUGUUGGAUAGAGUAGGCAAUCUAUCGGCUGGCCUGUCUCAGCCCAGAGGAGCAAAGACAGAAUGUACACACAAUGGCCGUCCUUGUCAAACCAAGUCAUCGUUGACUCUUAGGUGCCCCUCCCCUCAGGGCUUUAGAAUUACUAGAAUUUUCUUUGCUUCAUCGUAGACUGAUUGCCAUCAACUCCUUAAACAAGAGGGUGGGUGUGGAAUGAGGGAUCUGGGUUAUAGACUUAGAAAUGAGUACAAACAAAACUUCAUGGGGAGGGGCAGCGUGGGGGAGUGCUGUCUCCGUUGAGUUGCUGUGCUCCUAGAUGUGCAUCUGUGGAUGAAACUGCCAGCGCCCUUUUUUGUAGAGGGUUCUCUACCUGACCUUAAGGUUUCACACGGAUGUGCUGUUCUGUGUGAGUCAAACAGCCACUGAGCUCCCUGAAGGAGCAGAACUCUCUCUGCAAAGAGAAACUUGCUUUGCACUGGACACACCUUGCAAUCAACUCACUGUCACGGGGGUAAGAAUAUUUCCCACUUUUGUUGGUUCUUUGUUGCUGGGGAAAGCAUUUAGGGGCUCUGGGGUUUUUUUGUUUGUUUGUUUUUGAUUUUUUACUUUAUGGUUUGUAUUUAUAAUAAUUUCUUUCUGAAGCUAUUUGCCAAGAGUUAGUAGAUCCCAAAGCUUUGUUAAUAGCACAGGAUAUUUUUAUAUAUACAUAUAUAUUCCUCCAUGAUUUGUAAUAUUUUUAUAAAUGUCCUAUGCUGUGUUUGGUCCCUGGUUUGAGUACUUGUCUUGCUACAUCUCUGUUCAAAGAGACACUUGCUGAGAGAUGUUUGGCCAUGACUUGUUGAGUUGGUGCUUUGUUUUUGCAAUAAAACACUGCUUCAGAUCACCAA